GCGCGCGCCCGGCAAGAAAAACCCUAGCGCGAGGCCCCCCGCGCGCGCGCGCGCGUUCGAAAGGAAAAAAAAAAGUCCUCCCCGCGGGGGCCCGCGGCAAUUUAGGCCGGAGUUGGCCGGCGUGCGCGCGUGCGCGAGCGCGCAUAGACGCCCUUCUCCACAGCUUCCCUCGGUUGGGGGUCUAGCUCGCUGCUCCGCUAUUCCCGCCUCUCCCGAGGCUCGCGCCCUCGGGGUAAGUAUCUCGCGCUUUGCGGAGAGGGAGGAAGAGGGUCCACUGAAGGAAGGGAGGAGGCGGACAGGGCUUGGAAAAAGGGAAAAACCGCCCUCACCAAGCGAGGAGCGCGGUCAACGGGCUGGAGUCUGCAGAAGACACGCCUCCAUCCCUCACGCCCCUCGGGGCUGCGGAAGUACUCUGGAGACUCCAGAGGCACGGAGGCGACAGGUGGACUACCAUUCCCAGAAGGCGGCGCGGCCCCGCGCCUACAGCUCCCGGCAGGACCUGCGCACCAGGCCUUUUUCAGCUUGCUGCCGCCUAGGGCGAAACUACAGUUCCCAGGAGGCGGCGCGCGAAGCGGCUUGGAAGUGGGCAGCCUGGAAGUCACUCGGGCCACAGGAGCUGGCGGCGUCUCCAGCAAGCGGCGCGGAUCUGGAUACCGUGGUCGUGGGGCCCGCUGGGCGGGCAGCCGGGACGCCCAGAUGCACAGUCUUUGACCUCGGCUGUCCUGGGACCCUCAAGGAGCACUAGUGUCCAGAACAUACUAAGCAUGGCAGGGAAGGCACCCCUGCAGCCUGCCAGCCCUCGCGCACACCUGCCGCUUGCUCUGCCCUGCUGAGCCACUCAGUCUGGAGGCCCCGGGACAGCGCCUGCCUCGUGAGGUUGUCCUGGCUCAGUUGUCCACAGCGAUGGUGGAGAACUGGACUCCACAGGCUCACAACCUUCCCGACAGGCUUCAGGGGCCAGAAUCCUUCAUCCUGGGACUGGUGGCCCUGAACAAUGGCUGAGGGCCAGGGGACCCCAUAAAGUUAGUCUACAGCUUUCAGGGGCCAGUAGCACUCCAGUGCCCGUGGACUAUGACCACCUAUCGGCCCAUUCCCAAUGAUGGUGUGGACCUGGCCGUCAGCUGUGGGACCAGGGCAGCCGAUGUCCUCCCCGGCCCGCACACAGGGGACUACGCUCCCAUGGGAUUCUGGGUCCAGAACGGCAGCAUGCCCCAGCCAGUGGGUGAGAGCCCGGCCAGUGCCACCACCCGCCCCAGUCCCACCACCCCCGCGGUGCCCAAGAUGGGUGUGCGGGCAAGAGUGGCCGACUGGCCGCCCAAGCGGGAGGCCCUGAGAGAACAGAACAACCCCAGCCCCUCACAGGACACAGAUGGCACAAAGGCCACAAAGGUGGCCCAUUCCAUGAGAAGUGUACAGAACGGACAGCCCCCCGCCAGCACCCCGGCUUCCUCAGGGUCCAAAGCCUUGCACCGACUCUCCAGGAGAAGGUCUAAGGAUGUGGAGUUCCAGGACGGGUGGCCCCGGUCCCCCGGCAGGGCCUUCCUCCCGCUGCGGCAUCGCAGCAGCAGCGAGAUCACCCUCAGCGAGUGCGACCUGGAGGACGCGGCGGAGCCCCGGGGCGCCCGGCACACGGGGGCGCUGCCGCUCUUCCGCGAGUAUGGGAGCACGUCCUCCAUCGACGUGCAGGGCGUGCCCGAGCAGAGCUUCUUCGACAUCCUCAACGAGUUCCGCAGCGAGCAGCCCGAGGCCCGGGGUGCCCCGAGCCUCACUGAGCUCCUGCGUGCCGAUCCCGGCCGACACGUCACAAGGGGCGGCAGUGGAACCAAGGGGGACGCCCGCAACGGACAGUCCGCCAAGGACGGCCUGUUGCCACUGCAGCCCAUGAAGGAGAAGGAGAAGGCCCGGAAGAAGCCCACACGGGGCUUGGGCGGCGGGGAUGCGGUGGACUCGUCCAUCUUCAGGAAGCUGCGGAGCAGUAAAGCCGAGGGCGAAGCGGCCCGGUGCCCCGGGGAGGCCGAGGACGGCCGGAGCCCCCCGGAGGCCAGCAGGCCGUGGGUCUGCCAGAAGAGCUUCGCCCAUUUCGAUGUGCAGAGUAUGCUGUUCGACCUCAACGAGGCGGCCGCCAACCGGGCGUCCACGGCCCAGCGGCGGAACACGACCACCGGGGCUUCGGCCGCCUCGGCCAUGGCGUCCCUCACGGCGUCGCGGGCCCACAGCCUCGGCGGCCUGGACCCCGCCUUCACCAGCACGGAGGACUUGAACUGCAAGGAGAACCUGGAGCAGGACCUCGGCGACGACAACAGCAACGACCUGCUACUCAGCUGCCCGCACUUCCGCAACGAGAUCGGCGGUGAGUGCGAGCGCAACGUGAGCUUCUCCUGGGCGGCCGCAGGCUCCACAGGCAGCGGUGGGGGCGGCGGAGAGGGCCGCCCGCCGGAGCCCGCCCUGAGUGCCUACCGCACCAACGCCAGCAUCUCGGUGCUGGAGGUGCCCAAGGAACAGCAGAGGACGCAGAGUCGCCCACGGCAGUACAGCAUCGAGCACGUGGACCUGGGCGCCCGCUACUACCAGGACUACUUCGUGGGCAAAGAGCAUGCCAAUUACUUUGGCGUGGACGAGAAGCUGGGACCAGUGGCCGUGAGCAUCAAACGGGAGAAGCUGGAGGACCACAAGGACCACGGGCCUCAGUACCAGUACAGGAUCAUCUUCCGGACCCGCGAGCUCACCACCCUGCGUGGCUCCAUCCUGGAGGACGCCACACCCACAGCUAUGAAGCAUGGGACAGGGCGGGGCCUGCCCCUGAAGGACGCCCUGGAGUAUGUCAUCCCCGAGCUCAACAUCCACUGCCUGCGGCUGGCUCUCAACACUCCCAAGGUGACGGAGCAGCUGCUGAAGCUCGACGAGCAAGGGCUCUGCCGGAAACACAAAGUGGGCAUCCUCUACUGCAAGGCCGGCCAGAGCUCGGAGGAGGAGAUGUACAACAACGAGGAGGCCGGGCCGGCCUUUGAGGAGUUCCUAUCCCUCAUCGGAGAGAAGGUCUGCCUGAAGGGCUUCACCAAGUACGCCGCCCAGCUGGACGUCAAGACUGACUCCACGGGAACCCACUCCCUCUACACGACGUACCAGGACUAUGAGAUCAUGUUCCACGUCUCCACCCUGCUCCCUUACACCCCCAACAACAGGCAGCAGCUACUGAGGAAGAGGCACAUAGGAAACGACAUCGUGACGAUCAUCUUCCAGGAGCCCGGGGCGCUGCCUUUCACCCCCAAGAACAUCCGCUCCCACUUUCAGCACGUCUUCAUCAUUGUCCGAGUCCACAAGCCCUGCACUGAUAGCGUCUGCUACAGUAUGGCUGUGACCCGAUCCAAAGACGCUCCUCCUUUUGGACCCCCCAUCCCCAGUGGAACCACAUUCCGCAAAUCUGAUGUCUUCAGAGACUUCUUGCUGGCCAAGGUGAUUAAUGCUGAGAAUGCUGCGCACAAGUCUGACAAGUUCCACACCAUGGCCACCAGGACCCGCCAGGAGUACCUCAAGGACCUGGCUGAAAACUGUGUCUCCAACACACCCAUUGACUCCACCGGCAAGUUCAACCUCAUCUCCCUGACCUCCAAGAAGAAGGAGAAGACAAAAGCCCGGGCAGGUGCUGAGCAACACAGCGCCGGGGCCAUUGCCUGGAGGGUGGCGGCUGAGGACUUCGCCCAGGGGGUAGAAAUCGACUGCAUUUUGGGAAUUUCCAACGAGUUUGUGGUGCUCCUGGAUCUACGCACCAAGGAGGUGGUGUUCAACUGCUACUGCGGGGAUGUCAUCGGCUGGACCCCAGACUCCUCGAUGCUCAAAAUCUUCUACGGGCGAGGGGACCACAUCUUCCUAAAGGCCUCUGAGGGUUCUGUGGAGGACAUAAGGGAAAUUGUCCAGAGGCUGAAGGUGAUGACCAGUGGCUGGGAGACGGUGGACAUGACCCUGCGGCGGAACGGGCUUGGGCAGCUGGGCUUCCACGUGAAGUACGACGGGACCGUGGCCGAGGUGGAGGACUACGGGUUUGCCUGGCAGGCCGGGCUCCGGCAGGGCAGCCGCCUGGUGGAGAUCUGCAAGGUGGCCGUGGUCACACUGACCCACGACCAGAUGAUCGACCUGCUGCGCACCUCCGUCACCGUCAAGGUGGUCAUCAUCCCGCCUUUCGACGACGGCACGCCCCGGAGGGGGUGGCCAGAGACCUACGACAUGAAUACCUCGGAGCCCAAGACGGACCUGGAGAGCCUGGUCGCGGGGGGCCGGCCCCCCUACCGCAGCAACGCUCCCUGGCAAUGGAGCGGACCCGCGUCCCACAACUCUCUCCCAGCCUCCAAGUGGGCCACUCCCACCGCCCCCGGGCACGCCCAGUCCCUGAGCCGGCCCCCGAAGCAGACCCCCAUGGUCCCCUUCCGGGAGUCCCAGCCCCUGCACAGCAAGAGGCCCGUCAGCUUCCCAGAAACCCCUUACACAGCAUCACCAGCAGGGGUCGACAAAGUCCCUCCCUACCGACAGCCUUCUGGGAGCUUCUCCACCCCCGGCUCAGCCACCUACGCAAGAUACAAGCCAUCCCCAGAAAGACUGUUCCACGGAGCUAUACGCAUGAUCUCAACGAGUGCUUCCAGCAAUUCCAUGAGGUACACAGCCGCCCCACACCCACUGCUGUCUUUUGAUCCCCACUUCAGCCACGAUGGGACGUCCAGCGGCGAGUCCUCCUCAGGCGGCCUGACCAGCCAGGAGAGCACCAUGGAGCGCCAGAAGCCAGAGCCUUUGUGGCAUGUGCCCGCCCAGGCCCGGCUCUCGGCCAUGGCUGGAAGCAGCGGGAGCAAGCACACCUCCAGGCAGGACACAGCAGGCAAAGAUUCCCCCAACAGGCAUUCCAAGGGAGAGCCUCAGUACUCCAGUCAUUCCAGCAGCAAUACCCUCUCCAGCAACGCAUCCAGCAGCCACAGCGACGAUCGCUGGUUCGAUCCCCUGGACCCACUGGAGCCGGAGCAAGACCCUCUCUCCAAGGGCGGCUCCAGUGACAGUGGCAUUGACACCACCCUCUACACCUCUAGCCCCAGCUGCUUGUCCCUGGCCAAGACGUCUCGGCCAGCCAAGCCACACAAGCCCCCGGGAAGUAUGGGCCUCUGUGGAGGCGGGCACGAGGCUGCCGGGCGGUCCCACCAUACAGACCGGCGUCGGGAGGUCUCGCCCGCCCCUGGGGUCACUGGCCAGAACAAGGGCUACCGACAGAAGCUGUACUCCUCCGGCUCCAGCACCCCUACAGGCCUGGCUGGGGGCAGCCGCGACCCACCGAGGCAGUCCAGCGACAUGAGCUCGAGGGCCGGCUUCCCCACUCAGGUUCACAAGACGGUCAGCGCAGAGACCCCGCGGCCCUCACAGCUGGCCCAGCCCAGCACCUUCCAGCUCUCCGCCUCCGUCCCCAAGUCCUUCUUCUCCAAGCAGCCCGUGCGCAACAAGCACCCAACGGGGUGGAAGAGAACAGACGAGCCCCCGCCACGGCCGCUGCCCUUCACUGACCCAAAGAAGCAGGUGGACAGCAACACCAAAAACGUCUUUGGGCAGCCGCGGUUGAGGGCCUCCCUCCGAGACCUCCGCUCUCCCCGGAAGAACUACAAGUCCACCAUCGAGGACGACCUGAAGAAACUCAUCAUCAUGGACAACCUGGCACCCGAGCAGGAGAGAGACGCUAGACAGUCGCCACAGAAGAGCCUGCAGCGGACGCUGUCGGACGAGAGCCUGUGCAGUGGGCGUCGGGAGCCCAGCUUUGCCAACCCUGCCGGCCUGGAGCCGGGCCUGCCCAGCGACGUGCUCUUCACCAGCACCUGCGCCUUCCCCUCCAGCACGCUGCCCGCCCGCCGCCAGCACCAGCACGCCCACCCACCCGGCGGCCCCAGCACCGUCCCUGCCACCGGCAACGGCUUCCCAGAGAAGAAAUCCACCAUCUCAGCCUCCGAGCUCUCACUGGCCGAUGGGCGGGACCGGCCCCUGCGGCGCCUGGACCCAGGGAUGAUGCCACUGCCUGACACGGCUGCUGGCCUGGAGUGGUCCAGCCUCGUAAACGCAGCCAAGGCAUACGAAGUGCAAAGAGCCGUCUCGCUCUUCUCUCUCAACGACCCAGCUCUGAGCCCGGACAUCCCGCCAGCACACAGUCCUGUCCACAGCCACCUGAGCCUGGAGAGGGGGCCCCCGACCCCCAGGACUACCCCUACCAUGAGUGAGGAGCCACCCCUGGAUCUGACAGGCAAGGUGUACCAACUGGAAGUGAUGCUGAAACAGCUGCACACGGACCUCCAGAAGGAGAAGCAGGACAAGGCGGUGCUGCAGUCGGAGGUGGCCAGCCUGAGGCAGAACAACCAGCGGUUGCAGGAGGAGUCCCAGGCCGCCAGCGAGCAGCUACGCAAGUUCGCCGAGAUCUUCUGCAGGGAAAAGAAGGAACUCUGAGGUGGAGAGGCUGCCACCUCCCCGCCUCCACCUGGGCAGACCAGGGGCUCCUGCUCUCCUCUCCUUCAGCCCGGCUUCUGGUUGCAGGUGUGACCCAGCUAUGCAGCCAGGGCCCCACUGCCCUCCCGUGGACACGGACGCUCCAGGUGGCAGUGGGACCUGAGGGAGGCCUCACGGGGCUGUGAGCUGGGGUCCACUCCUGGCCCUCGAGCCCCAGAGGGCGACGUGGUCUCCGGCCUCCCUCUGAGCUGCCAUCUGAGGUUCCUGGGGGCUGGGCCACGCCCACAUUGCCCCCAGGGUCCCAUCCUGCCAUCCGCAUCCAGCCUCUUCCUAGGACCAAGCCAUUGGAAGCUGUAGGAAGGGGGUGGAGGGCAGGAGUGAGUCUCCAAACCCCACAGCUCCAGGAAUCCCCCAACUGGGUUUCUUCACCACGUACAGCAGCAUCUGGGCUUAUGGGGCCAAGACCCCUGCCUGAGAAAUCACGGCGGGAAACCAGCCCACUCUCCCCUCACACCCGGAGAGGUGCGGGCCGGCGUGGAAGCGGGCCAGGGUUCUUGGUCCCUGGUGCACUGGCUCCAGAAAGCAUGGACAUUGCCCCCUCCCUACCCUGUCCUCCAAAAAGCAACCAGGAGCACUUUCUCAGAGUUUCAUUUAUUGUCUUGGGGGGCCCCAGGGUGGAGCAAGGAAACCCCAGCAUCCAGAGUUAACUUCUUUGAGGGGGAAGGUAUUUGCACGCUCGGGACCAUUUCUCCAGUCUUUGUCUACCAGUCCCUUGACUGCCAGAGGCCACGGCACCUGGGCCCCUCCGCCUGUGAGCUGCUGACCCGGCCAGGCCCAGCGGCGGAGCCGGCACAGCCCCACCCCUCGCCCUCCCCAGCUCCGUCAGCCCCGGCCCCUCCGGGGCACCAGGAGGGGCUCCAUGGAGCCGUCAGGUCCGGGCGGAGGGAGGCAGCCUCCCUCUCCUCUCCGCUUUUGUUUCCCUUUGCAAAGCCCCUCGGCCCAUCUCGUAGGCCCCGCAGUAGCAGCAGCAACAUCGGACACCUGUCACUGUGCUCCCCGGGGAGCGCCUUGCUGUGCGAACCCCACAAGACGCUGGUUCUCUCGAGGCAAUAAGGGGCAGCUGGCCAGGCAGCCAGGCCGGUGUGGUACUACGCUGUUCACCCAGGAAACAGUUUCUUUUUUUCCUUUAAAAACAAACAAACAAAAAAUAUAUAUAUAUAUAUUUAUUUUUUCAUGUGGAGUUGCGCCAGAACAAGUCUGUACGGCCACAGUCUGUGGUUUCCCCCAACCUCAAGCUGAGGAUCGAGGCGCGUCCCCCGUGGGCUGGGGACGAAGGCAGGGUGGGCAGGCAGGCCGGGGGGCCCAGCUGAGAGCAGCACGCUCCGGCCGGGGGCCAGCACCGGGCGGUCCAGUCCCGUCUGGAGACCCCGCCGCCUCCUCUCUGGGGCCAGAAACCUCAGGGAAGGAGGCUCUGGGGACCGACCACACAGGACACAGACGUUGAAGGAGCAAGAGAAAAGGACCCUCGUCGUGCCUCCCUGCCAACAACCUCUGGCCCUUCGGCAGCACUGCAGUCCCGCGAGAAAGGCCCUCAGGUCUGCCAUCUCCUCUCCCUCACCUGUGGUUUGCGAGGGGGGCCUGCCGGGUCCUCAGCCCUGGCCAGCUACUGUGAUGUCUCUGCCCCUCUUCCCGGGUCCCUUUUGGGGAGGGUUCUCCAGGACCACUUACCACCCCACCCUUUCCUCAGACCCUAACCUGGGGCUCACCCCUCCCCUCCCCGUUUUUGUUUGUUUGUUUGUUUAAGUUGUCUCCUCAUAUCUUCAGAUCAUUUGAAUCAUUUUGGGGACCUAAUCGUGUACAUCGACAAGUGUAAAUUAUGAUUUUGGGUUUUGUUGUCUGUUAUUUCUAAAGGAUCUCUGCAAAGCACAUUUAAUUUGAGUUUGGUGUUCUAUCUGAUGGCUGAAGAUAGCAGCAGGAUUUUUUUUAUAUAUAUAUGUUGAUUUGUUUCAUUUGGAUUUUUUUAUUCUUUAUUAUUAUCUCCCCCCACCCCCCAGCCCCAUCCCUGUCUUGAGAUUUUCUGGCAUGUUUCUGGAGGUUUUAAAGGAAAUAAAUGUUUCAUAGAA
Messenger RNA from Mesoplodon densirostris (Blainville's beaked whale), 8582 nucleotides. RefSeq names its product signal induced proliferation associated 1 like 3 (gene SIPA1L3). The transcript is spliced from 23 exons. Lineage: Eukaryota; Metazoa; Chordata; Mammalia; Artiodactyla; Ziphiidae. Gene Ontology annotation, biological process: activation of GTPase activity; regulation of small GTPase mediated signal transduction; epithelial cell morphogenesis. Bases 1072 to 6459 code for a protein of 1795 amino acids. The record is from RefSeq and is a predicted model, not a curated record. Gene Ontology annotation, cellular component: plasma membrane; cytoplasm; Golgi apparatus. Gene Ontology annotation, molecular function: protein binding; GTPase activator activity.